CCGCUCGUUAACGACUGCCUGGUUGCUAGACGACUCAAUCUGCGACGCCGACGGGUAAACACUAUCGUCUAUACGGAAAGACAGCAGCCUUUUAACGGAUUUAAGGAAGCUAUGCUUCACAGCCCGCAUUACCGCAUGGGCUGCUUAUUACUUUGGAAAUUUAGCUGUCUUAAACGACGUAAAUUCCCAGUUGUAGCAUAGCUAGCGUCUCUUUUGCUGCCCCGUGUGGUUUUUCUUUUUUAACUACAACAAGAAGAGAGGAGGCGACCUGAAAGUGAGAUUUCGGACUUGGAAAAGAUGACCGAAUUACAAGUAGAAAAAGUCGCGUUUUCCAACUUAACAUAACGUUUGUUCACUCGCCAUGUUUAGUGCCAAUGCUAAGAUGUCUCUGGAGGCGAGUGAUGUCCAAACAGAUGAAGACUGUGAAGAGCUGGUUGAGGAUGGAUUCUCUCUUCCUGCUGACGUUCCAGUAAAGAAAUCAAAAAGGAAAGCUUAUUCUGCCAAGCCUCCUCCUUCUCCAAGGUCUCCAUACCUCACCAGUCUGAAUGUGAACACCAGGAAAGCAGCAGUGGGAGCCUGGAGACUGCCGACGGCCUCUCUGGGGGACACUAGAUUGAGCACUCCUGGGGAGACUGGCCCUGUUCGCCUUACUUCCCUCAGCAACGGCCAUGGUGUGUCCCAGACAUUGAGAUCAGAGUGUGAUGACACACCAGAGCUCCUUAGACAGACCCUGAGCACGAGGAAAUCCAAACAUCUCCAGUCUGCUUCCAAUGGCUUUACUUUAGUUACAAGUGAUUUAAUGGAGAAGGAAGACAUGUAUGAUGAGAUCAUUCACCUCAAGAAGAGCCUAAAUGAACAGAAGUCUGACAACCAGCAAAUGAAAGCCAAACUCCGACGCCUGGAGGAAGAUAAUGCUAAAAGAGAGAAACAGAUAGAAGCACUGCUGGAUCCCACUAAAGGAUCUGAAUAUACACGUAGUUUGGUGGAUAGGAAAAGAGAAGGGAGUGUGGUUAUCACUGGACUGAAGCAGAGGAUCCUAAAGCUGGAGCAGCAGUGCAGAGAGAAAGAAAACGCCUUUAGUAAACUACAAAGUGAGCUGAGGACCACCAACCUGGAAGAGCUGAAGAUCCGAGUAAAGUCAUACUUUGAAGAGAUCCAGAGACUGAGUAUGCUUCUUGAAGCUGCAGAGAAAAGCUGUCGAGCAGAGAGUAAAUGCUCCCAGAGGCAGCAAAAAGCUUUAAGCUCCACAGUUCACCGUCUGUCUGAGAACCUGAAACAGCUCCAACAAGAGAACGUGGCGCUCCGAGAAGAACUCAACACUGACAGUCCUGCUGGAGGAGUGAAAGAUUAUAGGGAGUGGAGUAAACAGAGACUGCUGAGACGACUGUUGGAGGUGGAGAAGACUCUCUCCUCCUGUCAGAGGCUGGAAGGCAGCAGAAGACACUCCCAGUCACAAAAGAGCACCAUCCAAUUGGAUAAGGAGGUCCAGACCACACCCAUUGAGAGUCUGGGGUUUACCAUGGCAACAGAGGCAGUGGUCUCCGUGGGAACGCUCACUGAGGAGAGAGACGAUGUUUUUGAGUUGAGGGAACGCUUAAGCCAAUUGGAGGAGGAGAAAAUGGCACUUGAAGAGUUGCUGUCAAGUAAAGAUGAUGAACUCAAACAGUUGAAGACAGACAGAGAAAAACUGGAGAAGGAGACGCAACAAUGGAAAGCUGAGCAGAAAAAACUACAUGAUGAACUGAGACGGCAGCAUAAACAGGAGUCGAAACAGUUGCAAGCGAGAAUUCAAACUCUGGAGGAGGAAAGAAGUAAACUUGCACAGGCUGAACUCUCCUCUCUUCCUCCUACAAUGGCAGAGGAGACUCAUGAGGACACUCAGGGCAGCACAGGUCUGGGAGAGGAGAGGGUCAGUGGAUGCAAAGAGGAGGCAGAGGGAGAUGAAGUAUUAGCUGCAGAUGAAGAGAAGAAAGAAAUGGAGAAAGCAGCGUUGGACAUUCAGACUUGCUGGAGGGAGCACAGAAACAGGGACACAGUGAUGCUGCAGUCAGCUUUAAGAGGCCAUCUCCUCAGAGACUCACAGCUAAAGGAGCUGCAGGAAGAUGCACAGAAUCAGGUUGAAGAAUCAUCAAACUUCAGUGAUGGAGCUUCCUCUGUUGAUAAAGCACUGGAUGAUGAUGAUGCCUUGACAGUGUUACAGUCUGCAUUCAGGGGACACCUGGCUCGAUGUAGUCUUGCACAAGAGAGUCCUGUGCCUUCUUUAAUGGAAAACAAAUUGCCCACGCUGGUACCAAGAAGCAGUCAAUUACCGCAUCCAUCCAGCAGAACAGAUGCUGCAUCCCUCGGUGAUGAUGGUGAAGAGGAAGGUGCAGAAGAAAACAUGCGGCCUUUGUCUAGCACUUAUGCCUCCAGGAGGACACUCACAAAAGCCCAAACUGAAUUUGGCACAGCAGAGAUCGAUGGAGACGCUGCAUUCAAUUCUGAUGAUUCUGAUGACAUCAUCGUGUCUCCGUCACAUCCACCGAGAAGCUGAGAAGUCUUAAUGUUACAGACCUUACGCUCUGUGUGUGGGUGUGUGUGUGCGUGCGAAAUUAUAGUUACUACAACUUCUUACUGAUCCUGCAAAUAAAAGCUGGGAUAUUCAAACAUUGUUCAUGAUAAAUAUGGACACAAUAUUCACUGUGUAACGAGUUGCUCCCAGCCACUAACAGGAAUAUUCACAGAAUGUAUCUCAGUGUUGAUGUAAGGUUAUGAAAUGGUCUCUUUUUUUUUCUCUUUUAUAGAAGAGAACAUAAAAUGAACAUCCCACUUUUUUGAAUGCGAUAUUCUUGAGCCAAAUGUCCCUGUUUAAUUAGUCAGAUUUUAUUUAUUUUAUUUAUUUUUUUUUUUGCCAAAGUGCCUGCUGUAUGGAAAUUCAAAUUCAAAAUAUAGCUGCAAGCAGCAAAGAGGGGGCCAAGCAGCGAGAUACGACAGUUGCUAGGAAACAAGUUGUGAGAAUAGCAAAGAAGAAGUGUUAAGAUCUGCCAUCAAGUUUUAAGGUAAAGCACUUUUGUUAAUUACAGCUUCCCCCCAAAGGUAUAAUAACACCGAAUUCUCUGUGCAUCAUCAGGGAGGGGUCCAGAAGCCUACUGUGAAGUUUGAUCUUGAUAGGCCAAAGCAUUGCUGAGAUUCCUUUCUGGUGGCUUUGUCAUUAAAUUCGAUUAAUCGUUCAAUUCAAUUCAAUUUUAUUUAUAUAGCGCCAAAUCACAACAAACAGUCGCCUCAAGGCACUUUGUAUUGU
Archocentrus centrarchus (flier cichlid) is the source of this 3280-nucleotide messenger RNA. It is a transcript of the gene iqce, whose product is annotated as IQ motif containing E. The record is from RefSeq and is a predicted model, not a curated record. Bases 362 to 2533 code for a protein of 723 amino acids. Lineage: Eukaryota; Metazoa; Chordata; Actinopteri; Cichliformes; Cichlidae. Gene Ontology annotation, molecular function: protein binding. The transcript has 21 exons.